AAGAAAAAAAAUCCACCUUGCAUUCCUGGCCUGCCUGGCUGGAAUGAAAGCUUCCAAAUGUGGUCUAGCACCUUCCUGCCUUUGAGGCAAAGGAUGUUCCAAGUGCUCCGAGCCUUGCCCAGGAAGCAGAAUAAUGACUUUAAUCAGGCUUUAAUCAGUGGUACCAUUAGGAUCCCUGAAAAAAUGGAAAUUGUGGGAUUUUUCUGGKUUUUGUUCAUGGGCUCUUAGGGACAGUUGUUGCUUGCUGGGAAUUGACCUGUUUUGGGGAUUUUUUUUGGUGUUUUUCUUCAUGGUACCUGUCUGGGCAGUAGGAGCCUGGCAGGGAUUUGAGGUCCUGGAUCAGGAAAAUGUAAUUUUGGGAGCACUUGGCUGUGAGAUAUUUGGGCAAAGGGAAGAAGGCGAGCUGACACUAAGUUGGUAAUGAGAUUAUAUCAGAUGUGUAUUAGGAAGAAAUUGCUGCCAGGAAGAAGCACCAGGAAAGGGGGUGAGAAAAGUUCAGCUGUGACCUCGUCACCCUUGGAAAGGCAUUUAGGAUUUCCCAAUAAAUCCCUCCACGGGAUUGGUGAGGGUUUGGUGGCUACUGUGACAGUGUGGGGAGGUGAGGGGGCUCUCUUGUCUCACCAGGAGCAGCUGCUCAUCCUGGGCUGUGGCUGGGAGAUGAUCUUGAUGCCCUGCUGAUGUGGGAAUUGGAAUUUCAUAGCUCCAGCAGAUAGGCUUGGAAAUAAUUUAGGGAAUACCGUUAAGCUUUGUUAGAAAUCUUUUGGGGCAUUGUUAAAUUUGGCAUGGGACAAGGAGGGGUGAGUGAGGAGGCUCUCAGCUGUGUCCGUAGAGUUCUGAGAUCCUUGCAGUGGGAGGAGGAGAAAACAGCUCUCAGCACAAGCCUGGGGCUGUGCCAGGAAGAUCCUGUCAGAAUUGCUUGGAUCUGGGAUGAACUUUUUCACAGACAAAUCAAAGGAACAACCAGUUUAUGCAAUGCACUGAGGAAAUCCCCGUGAGUCUGUUCUCCUAGUCUGGCAACAGCCUUAAACAGGCUUGUGAGCAGCUGGGGCACGGAUGGCUCUGGAGAGCAUCAGAAGCACCCCAAGAACAGGACCUGCUUUCUGGCACACCAGUUUGGAGUGUUUCAAUAAUGGGUCUUGGCUGUCCUGGUGGUCCCCAGCCAGGGUUGGGAUUGGAAUUGGGGUGGGGCCGGUGUGAGCAGGGCCAAAUGUGGGUGUUAUGAGUCAAGCAGCUGAAUUUUGGACCAGAAAACCAUGGAGUGGAGGGGAAAACUUGUGUGAAAGUAGAGUCACCGAAGCUCAGCCUUGAUUUGCAAGUGUUCUGUUAGACUCUGAAUCCAGCAGACGUGGAGAUGGUUCCUGGGGAAGCUCCUCUUGCCGUUGUCAUGGCACUGGGAGAGGAGAUGCAGCUCCUGGGUUUUGCUCCAGGUAUGUUCUCCUGCCCUGGAUGGAUCUGUGUGCAUGGGAUGGGAAAGUUGGGAUGGUUCUGGAAGGAAUCGGCCAUCUCCCACCCAAAGAGAUGAACACAGUGUUGUAUGAUGCUCUGGAAACCAUGGAAACAGUUGUAAAGUGCUGCUGAUGGAAGGCACUGGGAUCCUGGGGAGGUUGGAGAGGUGAUUGUGGUUCCGUGUUUGUAGGGCCGUGAUAAUGCUGCUCCUCCAGGUGCUAGGUCCUCAGCUGGAAAAGAUUCCUCUGCCUCUGGCUUCUGGCAGGGGCAGGAGAAAGGCAUGAAGAAUGCAUUUUUAUGGGAAUGGGGAGAUCUGUUGGCUGCAUGGGUCUUGCCCCAGGCAGCUCCAGAGGCUCCUGGCUGGAGCAGCAGCCAUCUCCCAGGCCCUUCAGGAGCGGUGCCAGCCAGCACAGAGCCCGGCUCGUUAGUAUUCCAGGGAAACAGCAAUGCUGGGAUUUGCAGCACACUGCUCCCUGCUCCGCAGCCUUGGGUUUGGUGUUGCCAUGUUCACUGUAGCCAGAGCAGCAUCUGCCACAUAUCAAACGCUCAAAACCCAUAAAUUGGUGCUGGCACAGUGGGAACAGCCUGCAUCGGUCCUUGCCAGCCUCGCUGUUGGCCCCGGCACUAAUUGACCUCCUGAGAGAGCAGCAUAUGGGCCAUGGCUAUGCCAGCGCCUCCAAAUGACCCAGGCCCUGGCUCCCAACCUCCYAAGUUCAUCCAGGAGCUCCUGUUCAAAUCCAUAUUCCAGGGGCCCUUUGGCUUUCAGGGCAUGGAGAGAAAAGGGUGUUCYUGGGUGGUUCAAUGAGGAAAAUGGRACUAGUUUCCCUGCUCUGACACUGACUGGUGUGGCCAUGGGUUGGUUGUACAACAUUACGUUCUUCAGCUUUUUUGGACCAAGGGAAGCAUCAGCUCUGCCCAUCUGUGAGUGGACUGGGAGCACGGAUGCUUCCCAGUGAUGCUUUGCUGGUAAGGAUGGGUGUCACUGCGUGAUCCCUGUGAGAAAGCCAGGAAUCCUUUCCAGCAGCAUUCCAAGUACUUUUUUCAGGAAGAGGUGGGUUUGCUGUCACCAGGGGAUGCUUUUUUCCCCCUCUUAAAGCAUCCUGGUGUCCCCAGAUGAAUUAUUGACUACUGGAUUCACUCUUCCCUCACAUUGCAUAGGGGGUUGUUAGCGUGGAUACUGAUUAAUCAUGCUCUAAUUCAUGGAAAACAGGGUUUUUUCCUUAAACCAUCACCCAGUUGCUGCUCUGUGCUAAGCAGCAGAGAAGUUUUGCUGCAGCUGUUUGUCUCCACACUGAAGUGCUUUUCCCAAGUGUCUUUUACCUCCUUCCCCAGAGCAUAAUAAAGUUUAACUAAUGCUCACAAAGUGCUUGGAGAUGCCUGAUUGACAGGCUUUGAGGGGAACAAAGUAUCUUUAUUUUCCCCAUCAAAUUCCUGUUGCAAAGAAUCCUGGAGAGUGGGGCUAACACUCUGUCAGCUGGAUCUUGUUAGUAAACAAAUUGCAUUUUGCCAUCAAUUUGCUAAUGCUAAUUGCCACUUUGAGGCUCCAGUCAGGUUUUUAAACAAAUUAUGCCUGGCCCGUUCAUCCCAACAGCUGUCCCUGAAUGACAAGAAAUAUUGAUGUGGCUCUUAUUGGAGAAAGGAAUUGGCUUUGGUGGUGAAGACAAAUCACCAACCCAGAGUGCUGAGGAGUGUUGCUCUGAAGAAUUGCAGUGACCCGGAAGUAAAAGCUUGACAGAGAGGGAGGGAGGGCGUGAUUUUCCAGCCCUGGAAUUGUGUUGGAUUGUGUUGCCUGAGGAUGAAGGGUCUGGGCAGUGGAAGAGGGUUUUAAUCUCUUAUUUGCUCUUGGCCCAAGCCCUGAUCCUCGCUGGCUUUUCCCUCUGYACCUCUGGUAUUGUGGCUGCUUUGAUCUGCCUCCCCUCCCUUCUUGCAGGAGUGACUCUGGGCACGUGGGGCUCCCGGGCCUGCUUGGGACUCGCUCCUUUGUUCUUAGGACAUGGCAAUACCAGCGGAGAAAGGGGAAUUCUCUAUCUCAGUGCUCCUGAUGUUGCCCUGCUGAAGAUGUCAGUGGGUUUGUCUGAACUGCGCCUUGAGUUUUAAAUCCUGAAUGCCUCCUGGMGUCCGAGCUCUUUGUGAGGCUCUGGCAGAGCCGUUCCUGCUGUGGCUGACCUGGGAGGGGCAGGACUGGAGCUUUAUCUUUGCAAAAUGCAGAUGGCAGUGGCAAAAAGCACUUUUUACUGGUGCACUCRGCCUGGACUGGUCCAUCUUAGGUGUCUGCUGAGAAAAUGCAAAACUCUGGCCAGGAGAGGACUAGGCAAAAACAAGGGCUGUUUUCCAAGGGGAUUCAAGGGCUGACCAAGGCUAGAAAGUGAAGUAGAUUCAAGGACAGAUAAGAGCUAAAAAGUGCAGUAGAUUCGAGGGCCGAUCAGGGCUAAAAUAUCAAGUGGAUUUGAGGGCAGAUCGGGGCUAAAAAGCUGGAAGCCUUACGAGAACCCAGUAUCACUGGGUGUGAAGGCAAAUCCCUGGGCUGAGUAGCUUGUGUUCCAAAUUAGCCUUUUUUUUUCCACUUUGUGGACCGCUAAAGCCUCUGUGGUGGAAGUGUGGCACCACCAUGGGCACAGCCUGCUGCACCUGUGCUUUGCAUUUGCUGGGAUCCCCAGAACAGCCCCUGAGGGCCCAGGUGUGUGGCUGCGGUGCUGCUGCACCUGUGCCCUCUGUCCCUGCCUCCUCCAGAACAAAGAAGCACGUCCAGCAUCUCCCUGCCUACCUUGUCCCCGCAUCUCCAAAGAUCCUGGCACAGGAUCCUCCAGCUGGGAGAUGCCUCUUUUUGGGAGACAGAGCCCUGGGAGCAGUCUCCCUGGGAGGCAGGGGUUGCUGAGCACCUUCCUGCUGUGCACCUUGCUGUGACCUUGCCUCGCAGAGCAUAAAUACCCCCGGACACACUCUGCUAUAUUUAAUCUUCUGCUCCACGCCUCUCCCCGGGGAGAAGGCGAGAGAGCAAACAUGUGCCAGGCGUUAGUCACGUUGUUGCUCCCUCCCGGAGGCUGCUCAGAUUCCCCAGGGAUAAGCCUGAGGAGAGAGGAUCCCUCUGGAGAGGUGAUAGAUGCUGCUGGCCUCGGUUUUCCUUUGGGCAAGGGCUCCUCACGUUUCACUUGGCACAAUUCCCAUGGAUUAUCCUUAAGGAGGAGGGCUGGAUGCUGAAGAUUGUACUGUGAGAUGGGAGAGUUUGGGAUCCCUUUCCCAAGGGAUGUGGGGGCUUUUCAUUCCUCUCCGUUUGGGAAGGUGUCAAGGAUGGGUAUUGGUGUGAGAGCACACAAUGCCUAAACAACAAAAAAAUGUAAAGAUUCCAACAUAACAACAAAAAUAAACUAAACAUAUCCAUGUUUCCUUUCAGACWGGGGUCAGGAGCAGAGGCCCAGUGGCCAGUGCCCCAGACAUGCCUCAGGGGAGAGCAGGUGGGCAGUGCUGGGUCUAGAAAGGGCCAAAUCCAGAUCUUGGUGCCCAGCAGCACAAACCAAAUUCUUCUCCCUGUCUCUGGAAUUCCAGAGCAUUUCAGCAAGCUCUGGUGGAAGGAGGGAAGGGCUUCGGGAGGGUGGAUUUUUUGGCUGUUUUAUCUUGGGAGGAGUGAGUGCACCUCUGAAACAAGACAAAGGUAUCCCGGUGCACCAUUUCUGCCACUCAGGARCCUCGCAACAGGUCCUGCUCUCGCUUUGAGGUUUGUGCUGUGGCAGAAACGAGGGCACCCAGAGCUUCCUUGAAACAUUUGUGUCUGAACUGCUGCCAGGGAGGAGGCAGCCUCCGAAUCGCUGUUCCCUCUCAGCCGUCAGCACUCUUCCUCCGCUCUGCGAGGAGCUGAUAAUGGCUUGUUUGUGCCUUCCCCACGCCGGGAAGAGGGCUGGGAGMAGGCUGGGAUGGGAGCAGGCGUGUGGCAGGAGCUGUGCUGUCGGGCUUCCUCUCCUGGUAGACAGCAGUAAGUAGUGGCUGGAGACAGUGCCUCUGUCUCGGUACGGAAUGAGUUGUUUUCUCCUCACCCUGAGGGGGAAACUCCGCGUGGGACUGAUUCAGCUCCCUGCAGCGGCUGCGAGCUGGGAGGUCCCUUCCUCACUUCGGGUCCUCUUCCCUUUUCCGUCCCCUCUGGCUCAAGGGGCAGCUUUGGUGUAGGAUUGAGCUUUCAGUGCUGGAGGACUGAGCCUUCAACCGAACCCGGGUGUCAGCCUCUCCUCGCUCCGGGAUUGCUGCCGGUGGGGGAUGUGGGAUAUUAUUCAUUCAUCCRUGCAGCGUUUUCCAUGCAUCCCAGACUUUCCGUGGCAGCGCACGAUGCUGCUGUGAGGGGAAUGCGGGGCAGGGCUUUUGCAGGGCUCCACCUCCGCGGAGCCGCGGCCGGUUUGCUUCCCGCUUAUCUGUUGUGUGGGAUGGCUGUCUCUGAAAAUAGCCAUUUUCCUUCCUGGCACCGACGAUGUGUCUUUCUCUCCAGUCUGACGUGUGUUAAAUCUGAGUUUUCGUGGCAAUGAUGGAGAAAGGGAAGGGUAAGCACGGGUUCCGUGGAAUCAGCUAACGGCACGGCCCCGGGGCUGAACCCCCACAGUCUCUUCGGAGCUGAGCAGGGGUGUGGCAGCAAUUUGGGCGGUGCUAUGUGUCAUGCUGCUUGCAGGGAAUGAGGAAUCCCAGAGCUGGAUCCCUUUCCUCAGCCUGACAGGCUUGGCCCCUGCUCGCAGCCAGCGGGGAAGUUUUCCAGAAGCUUUCCGAGUGUGCUGAGAGUCACUUGACCUGCUGAAGACUUUGGUGCUGGGAACAGCCCCCAGAGCUGACUCGUAGUCAGACCCCACUGGUGCCAGUGAUGUCUGCCUCUGUCUCCAGCAUUACCUGCCAGGUGCAGCCAUCAUGGGAACGGAGCUGGGGUGAAAUUGCUUUCUAAAUCCAGACUGUUAACAGGAGUUCAGUGAGAUGGGACUCAUAUGUAGUCCCUGCAAAGGAAACUGUCCCUGGGAGACUCAGAAUCCUCUUGAUCUGCUAUUGAUUCUGGUACAGUCUUGUCAGUGAUUUCAGUGACUGGAGCAGGACAGCCAGACACAGUCCAGAGGUGGAUUUCUAUUUUAUUGUUAUUAUUAUUAUUAUUAAUGCUGCAACUGCUGGGUGCUGCAGCAUGAACCUGCCUGUACAAUAGUAGCUGAACAUUCAUUCUUCUCCUUCCCUGUGUUCCUGUGGCUGCCACGCAUGACUAAGGAGCAAAAACAAUCUAGUGGAGUGACUCAUCCCUCCCAAGAAGGUGGGAUGAGAGCAACAGGAGACAGCAAGCAUGGAAACGACAUCCCACAGGGAGCUGAGCUGAGCUUCACCAAAGCUCCAGAGCCUGUGUGUGGCCGAGGCUUUGGUCAUCAUGGCUUGUGAGAUCAAUGAGCUUAGCAAUGUUCCUGUCCCUGUCAUGCUAAUGCCUGAUGACUUUAAAGCCUACAGUAAGAUUAAGGUGGACAAUCAUCUAUUCAACAAGGAAAACCUGCCAAGUCGCUUUAAAUUCAAGGAGUAUUGUCCACUGGUGUUCCGGAACCUCCGGGAAAGAUUUGGGAUCGAUGAUCAAGACUACCAGAACUCGGUGACGCGCAGCGCCCCGGUGAACAGCGACAGCCAGGGCCGCUGUGGUGCCCGCUUCCUCACCACCUAUGACAGGAGGUUUGUCAUCAAGGCUGUGUCCAGCGAGGACGUCGCAGAGAUGCACAACAUCCUCAAGAAGUAUCACCAGUUCAUCGUGGAGUGCCACGGCAAUACCCUUCUGCCCCAGUUCCUGGGUAUGUACCGGCUCACCGUGGACGGCGUGGAGACCUACAUGGUGGUCACCAGGAACGUGUUCAGCCACAGGCUGACCGUGCACAGGAAAUACGACCUGAAGGGCUCAACAGUAUCCAGGGAAGCAAGUGACAAAGAGAAGGCCAAGGAUCUCCCAACGUUCAAGGACAACGACUUCUUGAAUGAGGGUCAGAAGCUGCAUGUUGGAGAAGAGAGUAAAAAGAACUUCCUUGAAAAGCUGAAGCGGGAUGUGGAGUUUUUAGCCCAGCUGAAGAUCAUGGAUUACAGCCUCCUGGUGGGCAUCCACGACGUGGACCGGGCUGAGCAGGAGGAGAUGGAAGUGGAGGACCGGGCAGAGGACGAAGAGUGUGAGAACGAUGGCCUGAUGGGGAACCCCAUCUCCUCCUACGGGACCCCCCCUGACAGCCCUGGCAACCUCCUCAACUACCCCCGCUUCUUCGGGCCUGGCGAAUUCGACCCCUCCGUGGAUGUGUACGCCAUGAAGAGCCAUGACAGUGCCCCCAGGAAGGAAGUUUAUUUCAUGGCCAUCAUAGACAUCCUCACGCCCUACGACACCAAGAAGAAAGCUGCACACGCUGCCAAAACAGUGAAACACGGGGCUGGUGCCGAGAUCUCCACCGUGAACCCUGAGCAGUACUCGAAGCGCUUCAAUGAAUUCAUCUCCAACAUCCUGACAUAGUCGUGCUCGGCCCGCAGCCGGGAGCCGCGAGCAGAGGGGCUCCUGCGGCCCGUGGCCCCCAACAGACACUGUGGGCUGUGUGUGGAGUGUGUGUGACGUGCCAGGGUAGCGCCAUGUGGAGACCUCAUCCUCGGGGUGCCCUCAGACAGCCUGCUUGUCCCACUUGGGAAAAGUGGGGUUCAAUGUUACAGAAGUGCCCAGACGUAAGAUUUGAGGGCUUUUUCAAACAAGCCAAGUGCAUUGUUUUCAGCACUGCUCUUUCUAGUGACAUUUUCUCCUCUCCGAUGCAGAGAAUCCCRGAGGGAUCAUGUGUGACAUGUGGCACUGUGUCCAAGGGGUGGCUCCAGAGCACGGUCAGUGGCAGUGAAGCAGUGCCUGAUUCCACAAACCACUCCUUUUUUUUGUUGUUUUCUUUYGUUGUUGUUGUUGUCGUUGUUGUUUUAUUGGACCGUCUUUUUCCCAGAAAGACACCCCUUUUAUUUCCCUCUCGGUAGGAGUUGGAAGGAAAAUAACUCACCAUUUCAAGGAUGGAAAAUAUAACUCUGAUAAGGAGUAGUWGCUGAACUUUAGGUAAAUUCAGACUGGGACACUUUAUAUUUUUUUGGUUAAUUUAAGGAAUGAAAAAAAAAGAACAAACUUUUUUUGUAACUGCACUUGAUUUAGGAGAAAGACGAGGGAAGUGAACAUCUACCAAAGAUGAGCUCURAAAAAAACUGAAAAAAGGUGUAACUCCCAGAACCUAAAAAAACAACCAAUGUGAGAAGUGAGAGGCAUUGACCAACCUCAGCUCAUAAUGUGCUCAGACCCGUUGUUGUGCUUUUCAAUUGGCCAGCUCUAAAGAUUACCUAAAGAGCAAAAAGAAACAUUUUAAAAAAGAGCAUUGUAUACUCUCCGGGCUAAGAUUUUGGGAUGUUUCCCUGUGGCGCCUUAGUCAAGAAUGGCUGCAUCUCUUAGGUCACCAUCGCAGUUCUGCCAGUGUUAAUUAGCUAAUAGAUAGUUCAGUCUUCCUUCCCCACCCCAUCUGCAACAGGUACUUGAAUCGGUGUCCUGACAGAGGUUCCUGGGUUGCUUGGGUUGUGGUUUUUUUUUAUUUUUAUUUUUAAAAAUGUGACUUGCACACGAAGGAAUUGGACUCGCUGCCAGUGGGGAGUGCUGGGAGCUGGGACUGGAGCAGCCCCACRGCUCCAGAGAGGAUUCAGGACCCAAGCUGGGGCUGCUCUCAUCGUCCCCUGCUCCAAACCUCUCUCUGGAGCCACAGCCACCGAGUGGAAAUGUUCGAACUCCGGCGCCAGUUUCUUUUCCAGCCCCUCUCUGAAGGAUUUGGGACUGAUUGGAGUGACUGCAAACGUCUUGUUUUCUCUCCAGAAUGGUUGUGACCCUUUCACAGCCAAGCUUGGCAGACUCGCUUUGAGUUUYGUUCAUUCUGCUGCACAGAGUUACAGACCUUUCGGUCCUUUGGAGGUUUUUUUUGGAGGGAGGGCUUUUUUUUUUUUUUUAAUUUCCACUCUCUUUUAAAGCAGGAUUUAGCAUUUUGAACAAACUUCUUGCAGUUGAAACAUGUUGCUUAAUCUGCCUUGAAACUGUUUUUUCACAUAUGCCUUUGUUUGGGGAAUAAGCUUUGUUUGGAAUGUCUGUCCUGUGCUGUAACAGUUUUGCCCUGUGGAAUUUUGGUCCUUUGGAGAGAUAACUGGUGCUCUUCACAUCCUGGUAAUUUUCUCUGGACUGGUAAUUUUCCCUGGACUUAACUCUGG
Malurus melanocephalus (red-backed fairy wren) is the source of this 9675-nucleotide messenger RNA. It is a transcript of the gene PIP4K2B, whose product is annotated as phosphatidylinositol-5-phosphate 4-kinase type 2 beta. The transcript has 10 exons. Gene Ontology annotation, molecular function: phosphatidylinositol kinase activity. Gene Ontology annotation, biological process: phosphatidylinositol metabolic process. NCBI's taxonomy places the organism in Eukaryota, Metazoa, Chordata, Aves, Passeriformes, Maluridae. The record is from RefSeq and is a predicted model, not a curated record. The coding region runs from base 6821 to 7924 and encodes 367 amino acids.